This is a messenger RNA of Arabidopsis thaliana (thale cress), 1176 nucleotides long. RefSeq names its product Single hybrid motif superfamily protein. The record is from RefSeq and is marked reviewed. NCBI's taxonomy places the organism in Eukaryota, Viridiplantae, Streptophyta, Magnoliopsida, Brassicales, Brassicaceae. The transcript has 6 exons. The coding region runs from base 117 to 794 and encodes 225 amino acids.
CAUGAUUCAAACCCAAGAUCAGUAGAUGGGCCUUUAGGCCCAUUAGUUAUGUAAUUACAAAUCGGCGAAGUAACUCCGAUUGUUUUUUCGCCGUCAAAGGUUAAACAGUCGAAACAAUGGAGAUUCUGAAGCUUGAUGUAGCGAAGUUUCCAGAAAUUGAGGAUACAAUCGAAUUAACUAACCCAAAGAGAAACGACGAAGUAGAAGAUUGCGACGACCAACAGAAGCAGCAGCUAGCUACACAAGAAGAUGAAGAGGAAGACGAAUUGAGAAAGCUUCUGCUUUCAGAUAUUGGAGAACUUCCGAUUUCUCCUCCUUCAGCUACACAAGUCAAUUUUGUUUCUUACUUCAUCACAGAUUUUACUAAAUCGGGUCAUGAUCAAUAUAUUUACCGUCACGCUAAUGGUUUGUGUGUAAUUGGAUUGGCUCCUACGCAUAUAGCUUUUAAGGAUGAAGGUGGAAUCACUAGUGUCGAUUUCAAUGUUGGUAAGUCUGAUCGUAGCGUCUUGAAAGUCUCCGGCAAGCGUAAAAAGAAUGCGUUGCGCUCUGAAUCGAAUACAGCAUUGUGCAAAGUUUCCACUGCAAAAGAUACUUACAUUGUUAGGUGCUGCGUUAAAGGCUCUCUCUUGGAGGUCAACGAGAGAUUGAUUAAGCAACCAGAGCUUCUUAAUUCAACGGCUGACCGCGAAGGGUAUAUUGCGAUAAUUAUGCCAAGACCUGCAGAUUGGACCAAAAACAAGGAGUCACUGAUAACUCUGGAGGAAUAUAAAGAAAAGAAAGAAAUGUCUUUAUGAUCUGAAGCUGAUGAUGAUUAGGGCCGUUAGGCAUAAGUCAAAUUUGGUGAAGAACUUUGAAGGUCUUUUGCAGUCUAAUCGUUUGAAGCUCUACAAUAUUUAUCAACUGUUGUGUUGUGUUUUGGCUGACAAAACUAUUUUGCAAGCAAUACAAUUUUGCAAUGUUCUUCAUGAAACCUUUUUACAUUGCUGUAUUAGAAAACACGAGACUACACUAUAUAACUUUGAAUAGGCAUGGGCGUUCGGGUAUUCGGGUUCGGGUUUUUCGGGUUUAGAAAUUUAAAACCCAUUCGGGUAAUUUAAGAUUUCGGGUCGGGAUCGGUUCGGGUUCGGGUUUGGGUUCGAAUUUAUUUAUAUAUUGAAAUAUCAAAAUUUUGUAUGU